AUGGAUCACAGAAAUGACAGUAUGGUAACUGAAUUCAUUCUCCUUGGGCUGACUGAUAAUCCCAAGCUUAAUAUGGUACUUUUUGUGCUUUUUCUUCUAAUCUAUCUCCUUACUGUGGUGGGCAAUGUUUGGGUUAUCUCAAUAAUCCUAGCUAGUGCCCAGCUGCAUUUGCCCCAGUACUUUUUCCUUAGCCACUUGGCUUUCUUGGAUUUCUGCUAUUCAUCGGUCUUUAUUCCUAAAAUGUUGAUGAAUGACAUCACAGGAGAGAAUGUCAUCUCCUACCACGGUUGCCUCCUUCAGUAUUCCUUUGUCAACAUGUUCCUGACCACUGAGUGCUUUCUUCUGUCUGCCAUGGCGUAUGAUCGGUACCUUGCCAUCUGUCAUCCACUUCUCUACAAAGGCCUCAUGACCCCCAAGAUCAGCAUUUGCUUGGUGACUGCCUCCUACCUGCUAGGCUGUGCCAGUUCAGUCACCCACCUAAGCAGCUUGCUCCAUCUGUCUUUCUGUGGGCCCAACAUCAUUAACCAUUAUUUUUGUGAUAUUCCAUUGCUCUUUCAACUCUCCUGUUCUGACACUCAACACAGUCAGCUUCUAUUUAUUGUCCUCUCUGGAGCAACAUCAGUGUCUACCUUCUCGAUAGUGAUUAGUUCCUACUUGGGAAUCCUUCUCGCGGUCCUGAAGAUGCAUUCUGCUAGAGGCAGAUGUAAAGCCUUAUCCACAUGUGCAUCCCACCUCACAGUAGUGACCCUCUUCUAUGGAACAGUGAUAUUCACUUAUCUGGGAACCAGCUCUAGCUACCCACAGGAUACAGCCAAAAUCCUCUCCAUGUUUUAUACCCUUUUGCUGCCAAUACUGAAUCUUCUGAUAUACAGCAUGAGAAACAGAGAAGCCAAAGAAGCUAUGAUAAGAAUUAUUAAGAGAAAAAUACUUGCUCAGGGAACAUGA
Lepus europaeus (European hare) is the source of this 945-nucleotide messenger RNA. Its product is annotated as olfactory receptor 5J3-like. Gene Ontology annotation, biological process: G protein-coupled receptor signaling pathway; sensory perception of smell. The coding region runs from base 1 to 945 and encodes 314 amino acids. The record is from RefSeq and is a predicted model, not a curated record. Gene Ontology annotation, cellular component: membrane. Lineage: Eukaryota; Metazoa; Chordata; Mammalia; Lagomorpha; Leporidae. The transcript has a single exon. Gene Ontology annotation, molecular function: odorant binding; olfactory receptor activity; G protein-coupled receptor activity.